Molecule: messenger RNA, 387 nt
Organism: Vicia faba (fava bean)
Lineage: Eukaryota; Viridiplantae; Streptophyta; Magnoliopsida; Fabales; Fabaceae
Source: the annotation of a GenBank genome assembly
AUGUUGUACUUUAUGAUGUCCAAACAAAGGAUUAAUCUUCCUUUUAUUUUGUUUAACUACUUAAGGGAUUCUAUUAGAAAGACCAGAACCACCGCACUUCCCAAAAAAAGAAUUGGGGAUGUUCAAAUGGUAAUUGAAAGGAAGGAAGAAAGAGAAAGAGUUAGAUAUGUUGAACUAAUUGCUGGCAAGCAAAGAGAAGCUGGAGAACAAGCUCAACUUGCUGAAGCUAGAUCAGCAAGACUCAAAGCAGAAGAAGAAGCUAAAGCUGCAGAAGCUGCAAACGAUGCUGAAGAAAAAGGAAAGCAACAAGAUCUAAUGAAGCGGAGGAAAACCGGAGAUGAGAAACCACCACACCGGAAUGUCGGACUCUCAGAGUUUAUUGUGUGA